AUGGGAUCACACGGGUCUGAAACCGGCGCCGGGUCGCCUACCUGCUCUCUGGAAGAGUUCAGGAACACCUCCUUUGACUAUAUCAUCUGUGGGGGUGGUACGGCUGGCUGCACCAUCGCCGCUCGACUGAGUGAGAACCCAAAUGUGACUGUGGGCGUGGUGGAGGCUGGAAAGUAUCGCAUCGGAGAUCCCUUGGUGGACACACCGGCUGCGUUCUUCCAAAUGUUUGAAGAUCCAGAGUAUGACUGGUGUUUGUAUAGUGCGCCACAGGAGCACAAUCGAGGACGGAUUCAUCACAUUCCUCGGGGUAAGAUGGUUGGCGGCUCCAGUGGCAUCAACUAUAUGAUGUACGUUCGAGGGUCGACGCAAGACUACGAUGACUGGGCGGAGUUGGCAGAUGACGAUGGCUGGCGUGCCGAAGUCAUGCAGGGAUACAUGCGCAAGCAUCAGACCCUUGAGCCCUACGACGAAGCAAUCACCGACCGGUCCACGAUGCCACUCGUUGGAGAAUUCCACGGCACAACUGGACCAGUCCGAACGAGCUUCAACGACACGGUCCUUCCCAUUGAGAACGAGAUCAUCAAAGCAUGUGACGAGUCAGUCGGCAUCACCAAGAAGCCCACUGAUCCCUGGAGUGGGGAUCACAUUGGAUUCUACCACACACUCGGCUCGAUCGUCCGCACGGGUCCCAACAAGGGAAAGCGAAGCUAUGCAGGUCGUGGAUACUACGAGGCUAACAAAGAAAGGCCCAAUCUCAAGGUGCUCUGUUCGACCUUGGUCAACAAGAUUCUUCUCACCGGCAAUAAGGCUACCGGCGUGAGCAUCUCCCACCAAGGACAAGACUAUGAGGUCGGCGUGAAGCGCGAGGUGAUCGUCUGCGGCGGUGCUCUCAAAUCCCCCCAGAUCCUCGAACUUUCUGGCAUCGGUGAUCCUGAAGUCCUGGCAAAAGCAGGUGUCGAAUGCAAAGUUGCAAACCCAGCCGUUGGUGCCAAUCUCCAGGAUCAUUCCAUGACUUUCACUGUCUUUACCACACACGCUGGCACGAUCACACUCGACACACUUCACCAGGUCCCAGACGCCAUGCAGCACGCGCUGAAGCAGUACGCCGAAACUUCUGGCGGGCCACUCAGCUGCACGUCAACCAUGCAGGGCUUUUUCCCGGCAAAGUCGGUCAUGUCCGAGGCUGAGCUUGAGGCGGCGAUUCAAAGUAUCCGCGAUGUCAAGCCUACGAGUGAUUUUCACAAGCGACAGCUCAAGCAAAUCAUCUCUCAUCUUCAGAGUGACACGUCUGCCAAUAUUCAGAUGGUCCUGGUGCCAGCAACUGCCAAUCCCAAGGGAAUCGAGCACCAGAAGAUCAUCUUUCCUCCUGCCUCGCCUGAAAACCCUGCCGGCGUGACCUUUGCAAUUUGUUUGCAGUAUCCUGUAGCUCGGGGCUAUGUCCACAUCAACAGUCCAGACCCCAUCAAGCCCCCUAUUAUUCAGCCCAACUAUGGCGGUCACGACGCAGACAUCACCGUCCUGGGAGCCGGUCUCCGCUGGGCCGAUAAAGUGCGACAGUCGUCAUACCUCAAGUCCUCCAUUGCAGGUCGCUCAAUCCCAGCCCCAAACGUUGACCUCACUGACCUGUCCGCGGCAAAAGAGGCCGUGCAUGAUAAUGUAUUGAGCGAGUACCACGUCUGUGGUUCUGUGGCACUGGGCGACGCCCUAGAUUCUCAUCUUCGUGUCAAAGGCGUCGAGGGACUUCGGGUUGCCGACGCCUCGGUCUUCCCGAACAAUGUGAGCGGGAACAUUGUGAGUAGCGUGUACGCGGUUGCAGAGAAAGCGGCGGACUUGAUCAAAGCAGAUUGGGAUCGGGUGGCUGCCAAGCAGACGGUCGUGUAA
Molecule: messenger RNA, 1881 nt
Organism: Penicillium diatomitis
Lineage: Eukaryota; Fungi; Ascomycota; Eurotiomycetes; Eurotiales; Aspergillaceae
Product: GMC family oxidoreductase
Exons: 4
Coding region: 1-1881 (626 amino acids)
Molecular function (GO): flavin adenine dinucleotide binding; oxidoreductase activity, acting on CH-OH group of donors
Source: RefSeq, a predicted model, not a curated record